AUGCCCCCUCAGCUCCCCCACAAGGACUCGACGCCCUCCUGCGUCUCCGACGUUCCCCACACGACCCCCGCUCGCGACCUCUCCUUCUACGCCGCGUUACUCUUCGUCGUCCUCCCCGUGUGGUCCGUACCACCCCUGUCCUGGAUCUAUGUGCUCUGUACCCUCCACACAGGCUCCCUCUGGACGCUCUCCGGUGUCCAAAUGGCAUGGUUCGCGUGCGCGCUGGCCGAGGUCUUCUUCUCCCUAUACCACUUCAAUCUCGCCCGUUUCGUGACCGGCCCCUGCCCAAUCCCCGCCGGCGACCCCGCAGAGCUCCAAGCCGCCUUUCGCCGCGUCACAAAGGCCGGUCUCUCUUCUCUCUCAGAUGACGCCUUCGACGAAGAGACGCUGGACGUCAGUCGCCCGGGCAGCCCCGCCGAGGUCGUCGAACAGCUCGAUCGCGACGACCCCCGCGCGGUCGACUUCCGCAACUCUCUCCGAACCUGGUUCCACAAGGUCCCGUGGUCGCACAUCCGCAAGCAGGAAAUGUACCAAUGGCUCUACUGGUCCAUCUUCAACACCCACCUGCCCCCGCUCCCCACGCUCUCGCCCGCCCGCCGCGCCGUCCUCGAAGACGUCCUCUCCCUCGUCGAGAAGCGCUCGGGCACCGCCAUCCCCCCCGGCACCAACCCCACCGCGCGCCCGAUCCUGCUCACCCUCGACCCCGUCCGCGUCGCCUGGCGCCCGCUCGCUUGGUACGUUCUCGUCGCGCUCGGCAACCGCGCCCUCCGCGCCUGGUUCGUCCGCCGCCGCGGCAUGCGCCACGGCGUGAAGGACGGGAUCGAGUAUCUGCUCUACGUCCCCGACGGGUACGCGUUCGAGACGGGCGCCGCGCCCGUCGUGUUCGUGCACGGGCUCGGACUCGGGCUCGUCCAGUACCAGAUGAUCCUGUCGCGCCUCUUGUACGAGCUGCGCGACCGCCCGCUCCUCGUCCCGCUGCAACCGCACGUAAGCCAGCAGAUCUUUCACCGCGACUUUCUCGCCCCGAAAGGCCGCCAGGAGACCGCCGCGGCGCUGCGCGCGCUGCUGGUCGAGCUCGGGUGGGCGCCGGCGGACGGCGGGGCGGCGGGCGGGCGCGGUGCCAAGGCGCGCGAGGGCAGGAUCACGCUGAUGAGCCACUCGAACGGGUCGUUCGUGCACGCGUGGCUGCUCAAGGCGCACCCGGAGCUCUUCCGCCGCUCGUGCUUCGUCGACCCCGUCACGUUCUGCUCCUGGGAAGGCGACGUAUGCUACAACUUCAUCCACCGGCCCUGCUCCACCGGCCUGCACCUCCUCAUGCGCUACUUCGUCAGCACCGAGCUCGGCGUCGCGAACGUCCUCCAGCGGCGCUUCGACUGGGCGUCCAACUCGCUCUGGUACGAGGAGAUCCCGCACGCGCGCGACCCGCGCCGCACGCGCUUCUUCCUCGGCGGCAGCGACGCCAUCCUCGCCGCGCCGCGUGUCCGGCGGUACCUCGCGGCGCACGGCGUGCGCGACGGGCUGUGGUACGACCCCGCGGGCCACCAUGGGCAGGCGCUGUUCCCUGACAGCGCGGGGUACAGGGAGCUCAUCGGCUGGCUCACGGAGGCGGAGUCCGCGCCGAUGCGAGCGCGGUGA
Heterobasidion irregulare TC 32-1 is the source of this 1635-nucleotide messenger RNA. RefSeq lists its product as uncharacterized. The transcript has 5 exons. Lineage: Eukaryota; Fungi; Basidiomycota; Agaricomycetes; Russulales; Bondarzewiaceae. The record is from RefSeq and is a predicted model, not a curated record. The coding region runs from base 1 to 1635 and encodes 544 amino acids.